This is a messenger RNA of Bubalus bubalis (water buffalo), 1339 nucleotides long. RefSeq names its product ring finger protein 212B (gene RNF212B). The coding region runs from base 373 to 1275 and encodes 300 amino acids. The record is from RefSeq and is a predicted model, not a curated record. Gene Ontology annotation, molecular function: SUMO transferase activity. The transcript is spliced from 17 exons. Gene Ontology annotation, biological process: reciprocal meiotic recombination; homologous chromosome pairing at meiosis; protein sumoylation. Gene Ontology annotation, cellular component: synaptonemal complex. NCBI's taxonomy places the organism in Eukaryota, Metazoa, Chordata, Mammalia, Artiodactyla, Bovidae.
CAGUCCCCAAAGAUCACCGACAAGAUGGAUGAAAAGAUUUCGCUUUAGUCGAUCUUCUCCCUUGUCUCCAUCUUUCUCUUUAUUUCUCCAAUUGAGAUAUAGUUCCUGUUUGAAUGUACUAAAGUGUGACUUGAAGCAAGACGUAGAUUUUCCCGGAAUCUACUUUCGUCUCUCGGGCCCCGCCCACUCCCGGGCCCCGCCCACUCCCGGGCCCCGCCCACGCCGCUCACACACCGUCGAGGGACACGCCCAGCUGCUUGUCUCUCGCUGGUGCCAGACUCUCUAUUUUUUCCCGCCAUUUCCAGCUCUUCUUGAGAGCUGGUUGAUUUCGGUGAGAUCCGAGGCCCUCCGGGAUCACUGCGGUCAAACAGAAUGGAUUGGUUUCACUGCAACCGAUGUUUCCGAAAAGAUGGGGCCCAUUUCUUUGUCACCAACUGUGGCCAUAUUUUCUGUAAAAAAUGUGUGAUUCUGGAAAAAUGUGCUGUUUGUGGAACUGCCUGCAAAUAUCUGGCUCUUUCUGAUAAUCUGAAACCUCAGGAGAAGAUGUACUUCAGAAACCCUGUGGAGACUGCUUUGCAGUACUUUAGUCACAUCUCUCAGGUGUGGAGUUUCCAGAAGAAACAAACAGAUCUCCUCAUCGCCUUUUAUAAGCACAGAAUUACAGAGUUAGAAGCAGCCAUGCAGGAGUCACAGCAAACACUGACCAACCAGGACAAAGAGCUGUCAGUCUUAAGGAAAGAGAAUGGAGAACUGAAGAAAUUUCAAGCCAUCAUGAAGGAAUCUCCAAGUUGGUACCAAGGAAGCAGGUUAAACACACCUCGACCAGUGGGCAUCACUUCUCCAUCUCAGUCAGUUACUCCACGACCCAUUUCUCAGCAUAGUAGCCAAGUGGUCAGUCGGUCCUCCUCAGUGGAGUCUACCCCUUAUAGAAUGGCUGGCUUUAGUAACUUGGGACAAGGAGCCAGAGGUCUUCAGGGAAGGAGCACUCCAAGGGAUUCUUUUACUGUAACGCCUUCACCAGCUUCUACUCACAGCCUAUCUUAUAGAGCUUCAUCUACCUCCUCUGGACAGGGGGUCUUUGCUUUCAGACCGUCUCUAAAUAGUGGGGAUUCAGGUCACACAAGAGUCUUCACCCCUAAUAAUUCAGGUCAGAGGCAGAACAGAACCACACUGGAGAGCCUUCCUAGUUUCCAGCUACCAGUCCUACAGAAUCUCUACCGACAGAGGCAGAUGGGAUUAGCCAGAGGGAGAGAAGCAUGGAACACUCCCAGAUAGACCACCUUCAAGGUCUCACCUAUGCAUACUGCUGAAGUAUGGACAGAGGCACCUCAUACUCACU